Sphaeroforma arctica JP610 is the source of this 1695-nucleotide messenger RNA. RefSeq lists its product as hypothetical. The record is from RefSeq and is a predicted model, not a curated record. NCBI's taxonomy places the organism in Eukaryota, Ichthyosporea, Ichthyophonida. The transcript has 3 exons. Bases 1 to 1695 code for a protein of 564 amino acids.
AUGGGUGACGAAAAUAUAAACACUGCCAACGCUCCUCAAGUGCAAAACAGAGUGAGCGGCAAACAGGAUACAAACGAUCCACUCGGCACUACAAAUGAUACAUCUAGCACCCGAAUAAUUCCAGGGAACGAUGUAGACAAUGGCGUAUUCAACCGCUGUACGCCCAUGGACGACGAUCAGGAAGACUCGGCUGAAGACGAUGACGACGAGGAUGAGGAAGAAGAGGAUGAAAAGGAUUCUGAUGAGGGUGUUGUGCCUAUGGUUGAGGUCAAUAGCGGUAUCUCACCUGAUAUGCAAGAGAAAGAAGACACACAGUCAGACUCGGCCAUAAUAGAGGACCCUAUUUAUAGUUUGGAUGUAUCGGAUAAAGUGUUAGUGGAGACCAUAUCUGUAGAGGCUGUGUCUAUUGCAGAGGAGAGGAAGGGCAGUACGUCUGUAGUGAAUGCAACCAACGGCGGGGAGAAGGCGAUACACGACGAUAGUUCCGAGGACGAGGAUGAGGAUGAUAAUAUGAACGAAAGAGACGCAGAGAAUGUGAAGCUCACUAGUGGUGGUAGUAGCAAAUCUGAGAAUUUAACUGGUUCAAGCGGCAAGCAGCCUGUUACAGCUGUGACUAAUACUAUGGCUGAGAUUGCGGGAGAGAGUUCCGAAGAUGAAGGUGAAGAUGAAGAUGAAGAUGAAGAUGAGGAUAUGCAGGUCAACCCAGUGCAGAGUCGCGCAGAGAACGAUGGAGACGAUGCAGCUGAUGACCUGAACGGUGAGAAAGUGAAAGAUGUUGAGAUGAAGAACACAGACACACCAGAUAAGAUGGAGGAUAGUGUAUUUGAGGAAGGCAAUCAGGGUGAGGACAAAUCGCCGAGUGGUACGAAGCCAAACGUGAGUAGUGCUGAGAACCACGAUAUGAGACCCACGAGUGUGGAUGGGAAGGCAGUUGAUAUGGAUAUGAAUAAGGAUACGAGCAAACCGAACGAAGGUGUCGGUUCAAAGACAUCUGCGAAGACUGAUGCCAGUGGCUACUUUACCAGUGAUGGCGAAGACGACGACGAACCUACCCAAUCGGCCACAGCUAAGGUCAAGGGAACGUCGCACAGCACACCAGUGGACAGUGAAGCAGAUGACACGAAAGACCAAGGUGGUGAAACAAGAUCAUCGAAGGAGAGUGCGAGGGGGAAAGGUGCACCAAAUGUAAGCGAUGGGGAGGUGAGUGGCGAUGAGGCCAGCCAUGCCAGGGAGUCUAGCGGUGACACACGCGCGAGUGUGAGUGCGAGUAAGAUAGACUCGCACAGGCGAAGGUCCAAGAACACGCGUACCAAAGCCUCGAAGAGUACACGGAAAACAUCGACGGAUGCAAGCGACUCGGAUGCGGGAGAUAUGGCGAAUGGGACUGCCGUACCAGCAGGUAGUAGUAGUGCAGAGGAGGGUGAUAAGGAGAGUGUGGCCGCAGGUGCGGAAGGGAAGGCAACACAGAAGAAGAGAGAGUUUGCCAAUGAUAGUGCGUUCAAUAAGGGGCUUGAAGAUGGGUUGUUUGGGGGGAGUAGCAGCGAGGAUGAACCACUACCGAGUGUCCAGCAGGCCCGUAUUAAGGUCGAUCAAAACCAGCUGGCAAGAGACCACCAACGAAUGAUUCGGAGUAAGUACACCAUGAGGCCGUUGUGUCUCGCACACAGAUGGAUGUACGUCGUGGACUUCGGUUAA